AUGGAUAUUAGAUUGGAACAAGAAGUUUUUUUAAUAAUGAUGAUACCUCUGCUACCAUCGACACUGCUGUUGCAAAGAAUAGAACUUCCCAAACUCCAAUUCAAUCUGACAGUAGUGUUCGUAUAUUUAACAACAACAAAUGAUAAUAAUAAUAAUAAUAAUAAUAAUAAUAAUAAUAAUAAUAAUAAUAAUAAUAAUAAUAAUAAUAAUAAUAAUAAUAAUAAUAAUAAUAAUAAUAAUAAUAAUAAUUCAUUCAAUAAUACCACUCAUAAUAUAAAUAAUAAUAUAAAUAAUUACAAUCCAAACUUUAAUCUAUAUUCCAAUACCAAUAAAACAAAUAUUGAUAUUAAAAAUAUAACAAAUCUUUUCAAUGAUGAUUUAAAUAUCAACAGAAAUGCUAGUGUUUUUGGUUAUACUAUUCCGUAA
Dictyostelium purpureum is the source of this 426-nucleotide messenger RNA. RefSeq lists its product as uncharacterized. The coding region runs from base 1 to 426 and encodes 141 amino acids. The record is from RefSeq and is a predicted model, not a curated record. NCBI's taxonomy places the organism in Eukaryota, Evosea, Eumycetozoa, Dictyosteliales, Dictyosteliaceae. The transcript has a single exon.